Messenger RNA from Perca fluviatilis (European perch), 3754 nucleotides. It is a transcript of the gene slc15a2, whose product is annotated as solute carrier family 15 member 2. Gene Ontology annotation, cellular component: membrane. The transcript is spliced from 20 exons. Gene Ontology annotation, molecular function: dipeptide transmembrane transporter activity. NCBI's taxonomy places the organism in Eukaryota, Metazoa, Chordata, Actinopteri, Perciformes, Percidae. The coding region runs from base 517 to 2577 and encodes 686 amino acids. The record is from RefSeq and is a predicted model, not a curated record. Gene Ontology annotation, biological process: oligopeptide transport; transmembrane transport.
UAGGUAGUGCAUGUUGCUCAUGGUUAUGGUAAAUUGAAAUGAAAUUAGUAAAGCGCUUGGCGUCAUUCAUCCGAAGAAAAGAGGCAGCUUGGCCAACACUUGCAUCCCACUGUCAGGUCUGUGGCUCUUUACAACGACCCUAUUGUAGGUUACUAGGCUGCCGAUCCGCACUUCUCUACAACUAACGGACCUCCUGCUCCACAAACGGUAGGCUAAGUUAAUUCGAUUUUUAGAUAGAGAAAUAUUCAUUUCUGUCUGUCAAGAGUCUUUUCCCACUAGAGCUGAAGUCUGCGGAGGCCCACUGAAGCUCGUGAAGGAACAAGUCCAAGUUUUGUGGUGGAAUAUUAACCUUAAUUCGGCUUCAAGAGGGUAGCGCCUAGCCUACACAUGAUCGAGAUUUUACAGUCGUACCCUCAGAGAGCAGAGCAGUGUGGGACGGACUUGGAGAUCAGUCAGGACUCAGGAGCUCCCGAUGCGCCAGUAAACAUCUAAAAUCUCACCAGCAAAGAAAACAACAUGACUAAGAAACUAUGUGGGACCAAUUACCCAGCCAGCAUCUGCUUCAUUGUGGUGAACGAGUUCUGCGAACGCUUCUCCUACUAUGGCAUGAAAGCGGUGCUCACGCUCUACUUCCUCACCUACCUGCACUGGGACAAGGACCUCUCCACCGCUGUCUACCACGCCUUCAGCAGCCUCUGCUACUUCACACCCAUACUGGGAGCUCUCAUCGCUGACUCAUGGCUUGGAAAAUUCAAGACCAUCAUCUACCUAUCCAUUGUCUACGUUAUCGGGCAUGUGGUCAAGUCGGUCGGAGCCAUUCCCACUGUGGGAAACAGCAGCGUGCACAUUGCUCUGUCCAUGUUAGGUCUGAUACUCAUAGCCUUCGGCACCGGAGGAAUCAAACCCUGCGUGGCGGCAUUUGGCGGAGACCAGUUUGACGAGGAGCAUGGCAGCGAGAGGCAGAAAUUCUUCUCCAUUUUCUACAUGUCAAUCAAUGCUGGGAGCCUCUUGUCAACUGUGAUUACACCCAUACUGAGAGGGGAUGUGCAGUGUUUCGGUGGUGACUGCUACGCUCUGGCCUUCGGGGUUCCUGCAGUUCUGAUGAUUGUGGCUCUAGUUGUGUUCACUGCUGGCAGCGUGCUGUACAAGAGGAAUCCUCCUCAGGGAAACAUCCUGUUGGAAGUCUGCAAUUGCAUUGGGUUUGCCAUCAAAAACCGCUGGAGAAGAUGGAAGUAUGACCCUCAGAGGAAACACUGGUUGGACUGGGCUGAGGAGAAUUACUCGAAGCGUCUGAUCGAGGAGAUUAAGAUGGUGCUGCGUGUUUUGAUGCUCUACAUCCCGCUGCCAAUGUUCUGGGCUCUGUUUGAUCAGCAAGGUUCCCGCUGGACGCUUCAAGCCACAAGGAUGAACAUGGCUUUUGGAAAUACCUUCGUUAUUAAGCCUGACCAAAUGCAGAUGUUGAAUGCCCUGCUGAUUCUUCUCUUUGUGCCCAUCUUUGACCUCAUCAUAUAUCCGCUCGUUGGACUUUGCAGAAUCAACAUCACGCCUCUGAGGAAAAUGGCUACAGGGAUGAUUUUUGCAGCGCUGGCCUUCGGAGCGGCCACACUGGUAGAGGUUAACGUUGUGAAAACGGUGGUAGAUCCUGCACCUGCUCGGAGUUGUCUCCUGCAGGUCUUUAACCUGGCAAAAGCUAAUGUGAGUCUGAAGAUCCCCGGCAGCGACCUGUUUCCAGAGCCAAUCCAAUACCUUCAGGACCCUUCAAAAUAUGAGUCACUUCCACUAGAGGCAUCCAGCAAGGAGCUGAAGAUUCAAGUCACCUUCAAUGGAAAAACCUCAGAGUGUAACCACUCGUUUGAAGAACAGAAGGCCUACAGCCUCAUCUUGUACCCAGACACUACUACUGGAAUCCAGUGCAAACAUGUAAGUGCCCCUAACAGUUGGUUCAGUUUUCUUUUCCAGAUGUUUUUCUUUUUAUUCAUCUCAUCCUUCAUGUACCUCCUGCCUCCGGGUAGAUACCCACGUGUCAGCUGCAGCUUACAGUCAGACCAGUGCUCUGAUUUUGGCCUGGGCCUGCUGGACUUUGGAGCUUCCUACACUGUCAUACUCAUGGAGGAAUCGGGUAAGAUUGUGGCUCACAAGAUGGAGGAUGUAAGCGCCAACGACGUGCACAUUGCCUGGCAGAUUCCCCAGUACGUCCUCAUAACUAUUGGAGAGGUCAUGUUCUCCAUCACAGGACUGGAGUUCUCCUACUCACAGGCUCCAGCCAACAUGAAGUCUGUCCUGCAGGCCGGCUGGCUGCUCACUGUUGCAUUUGGGAACGUGAUAGUGUUGAUCGUGGCGGAGGGGGCGGGACUGGAGCAGUGGAAAGAGUUCCUGCUGUUUGCCGUCCUACUGUUGGCUGUCUGCAUCAUCUUCUCCAUCAUGGCUUACUUCUACACCUACGUCGACCCUGAUCAGCUUGACAAGAUUUACCUGAAGGAUUCAGGGAAGGAGGGAAAUGACGAUGAUGAUGACAACAGAAAGAAAAAAACUGAUGACCUACACUUGAACAAAACGGGGAAGGGCACCAGAUUGUAACCAUGCCAUAUUAAAUUCACCAUCUUCUUAGCUGUAGCUGAUUUAGCUCAGAAAGUAUUGACGAGUUAUCUGAAGGUACCCAUUGUUUAAUUCAGUUCCUGUUUUAUUUUUUCGUUUCAAGGUACUUUUUUUGUGAUAAUGAAUAACUAAGAUGUGAUCAUUAGCCAUUUCUUGUGGUUAGAAGUUCAGUAUUUCUUUGUCACAUCCUUUAUUCUGUUGUCUGUUUCUGCUGUGUCUGUUAUUCGUCCUUUAUUAUGUGAAACCUUUCUUAACACUCCAGUCACUCAACAAUGUUUAACCAGAGAACAGGAAAGUAUUUACUGGAUGAGAAUGAAUAAUCAAAAUAGUGUUUCAAAGAAGUGCUGUGUGAUUUCUCAUACGUGAUCAAUAGUGUUAUUACAAAUGAAUGUUAAAUAGAAUAUGCUGUAUAUUUUCUAUGAACAUGUUGGGAAUUGGUUCAGUUUGCAUUGUGUGCCUUUAACAAUGAUACUAAAAAGGACCAUAGCUCCUGGUGGUUUUGCAGUUGAUAUAAUUACCGUUAAGGGUAACCAAGUUUUUUUUAAAUAAUGUCCUGCCAUUAAGGAACCCACCCUUUACAGUCAGAACAUUCAUUUAUGUUUAAGUUUAAUGUAUUAUAAUGAGCAUUUGUAGCCUUUAUUUGUCGUGAGUUGCCUUAUUAUUUGUUAUAUUGUUAUGAAAACUCUGCUUGUUAAGUCGGUAUCCUGAUGUCAGAUGUGACAGCAGCAUCUUUGAACACAUCACAUCAAUGAAAUCCGUAGCUCUGUUCAACAAUACUUUUGAGGCCCUAAUCCAACACUUUUGAUGCCCUAACGCAACAACACUUUUGAGGCCCUAAUACAACAAUACUUUUGAGGCCCUAACACAACAAUACUUUUGACACAGACAAGAACGUUCACUGUGAGGGUCUGCAAAUUGAACAGAGUUACUGGCUAGCAGGUGGGGGAAAAAAAAUCUAACUUCAAGAAAUAGUCCACAAUAUUGUAAAGUAUUGUAUAUGUGAGUUGUGUUUUAUGUUCUAAAACAUGCAAAACCAACAGUAUGGUCCUUUAAAGUCACAACACACUUGAUGGAAUUUGUUUUUACUCAGGCAAAGUGUAAAUUAUGCUGCUCCCUAUAAAGGUCUGUAAAUAGAUAUUUGAUGCUGUUCUUAAGAUGA